Molecule: messenger RNA, 5821 nt
Organism: Cottoperca gobio
Lineage: Eukaryota; Metazoa; Chordata; Actinopteri; Perciformes; Bovichtidae
Product: collagen alpha-2(V) chain-like
Exons: 55
Coding region: 190-4848 (1552 amino acids)
Cellular component (GO): extracellular matrix
Molecular function (GO): extracellular matrix structural constituent; protein binding
Source: RefSeq, a predicted model, not a curated record
CAGGAAGUAAGGCUGUAGAUGGAAACAGUGGGUGUUAUAAUCAACAAACUAUGUUGCCAGUAGGCCUGGAUAUAGUGGCCUUUGUCCUGUGGUCCAGUUGAUGGUCUUCUGUGGUUCAAGUGUGUCUUCUGCUCCUCUUUCUUCACCACAGGCUCUCCGAUUCAAGAUACUUGCACAGAAAAUGGAAAAAUGUACGCCCACAAUGACAUGUGGAACCCAGAGCCGUGUCGGAUCUGUGUGUGCGACGUGGGGACCGCUGUGUGUGAAGAAGUGGUUUGUGAGGACCUCGGCGACUGUCUGAAAACUGUGACCCCAGAGGGCGAGUGUUGCCCCGUGUGCUUGGCUGCAGCUUCAACAUCAACUCUCAGUGCAGACCCCACAACACCUGCAGAUGAGAAGCGAGGAGAAAGCUGCACGGUCGAAGAGGAGGUCUACCAGCACAACGACAUCUGGAAACCAGAGCCUUGUCGUGUGUGCGUCUGUGACAACGGUGUCGCCAUCUGCGACGAGGUGCAGUGUGAACUGCUGCCAAACUGCGAGAAGGUCGUCACACCUGAGGGAGAGUGCUGCCCCGUGUGCGACAGCUUUGCCAGUGUCAGCCGGGGGAUAGAAAUGAUGGGCUUCAAGGGACAGAAAGGUGAACCGGGUGAUAUCCCAUAUGUGGUGGGGCUUCCUGGACCUACAGGACCCUCGGGUCCUCCAGGAAAUCACGGAUCUACUGGACAAAGAGGCUUUAAAGGCAGACGGGGAUUUACUGGGCCUCAAGGAUUUGACGGAGAGCCCGGUGUGCCAGGAAAUCCAGGACAGCCAGGACCCCCAGGCCACCCCACCCACUCUGGGGGAAACCUAGUGUCACAGAUGGCUUCAGGUUUCGGUGAGAAGUCUGGUCUGGCUGGGAUGGUAUCAGGAACAAGAGGUGAAGCAGGACCGCGAGGAACUCAAGGGAUGCCUGGACAGCAUGGUCCAAGUGGUGGUCAGGGAAUGCCCGGAGAGCCUGGAGAACCAGGACAGAUGGGUGAGUCGGGGCAGCGAGGACCAGACGGGCCACCAGGAAAAACUGGACAUGAUGGAGAAGCUGGACCUACAGGAGCUACAGGAGAAGCAGGAUUUCCAGGAUCUGUGGGUGGAAGAGGAUUCCCAGGACUUCCAGGUCAUCCAGGACUGAAUGGUCAAAAGGGACCGUCCGGUCUUCUUGGCCCAAAAGGCGAAUCUGGAGCGGUUGGAACCAAGGGUAAAUCUGGUACUCCGGGUGCGAUGGGUGCUUCAGGCCCACUGGGACCGGUGGGCAUGCAGGGAGAAAGAGGCAGAGCCGGACCUACUGGUCCUCUGGGAAAGCGUGGUACAGCCGGCCAUGUUGGCAAAGCCGGAAUUCUGGGUCCAAUAGGAAUCAUCGGGGUUCAAGGGUUUCCCGGUAACACAGGAAUGAAGGGUGAAGCAGGACCGACGGGGGUCAGAGGAAGUGCAGGACAGCAGGGUCCCAGAGGAGAUGGUGGUCACUUGGGACCAGCGGGGCCGUCAGGAGAGCAGGGAGCCUCAGGACCUGAUGGAGGUGCAGGUAGCCGCGGCCAAGGAGGUCUCGGAGGAGUGCAGGGUCCAGCAGGCCAGCUGGGGCAGCCCGGUGCCCCUGGCCCCCAGGGGACUACAGGAACACCAGGAUCAAAGGGCCAAUUGGGCGAAGGUGGAGUGUCUGGAUUCAAAGGAGAGGGUGGAUCUAAGGGAGAACGGGGGGACCAUGGUAUUCCAGGUCCAUUGGGCCCGAUGGGAGAUGAUGGAAAGCGUGGACUCCGAGGAGAUGGUGGAUCACUCGGGCCUACAGGACCGACUGGAGAGACGGGAGUUACAGGAAAUCGAGGUUUCCCAGGUUCAGAUGGUUUACCAGGUCAAAAGGGAGCCCUGGGUGAACGAGGACUGUCGGGUUCGACCGGCGGCAAAGGUUUACUUGGAGAUCUCGGACGCAAUGGAGAGCCCGGUUUAACAGGAGCUCGGGGUCUGACAGGACUUCUAGGCGCCCAGGGUUCAGAGGGAAAGCCAGGACCAAUGGGCUCAGCAGGAGAGGAUGGCAAACCAGGCCCAGCUGGUUCUACUGGAAACAGAGGCCCAGGUGGACCGAUGGGCCUGGCCGGACCCAAAGGCUUCGCUGGUGACGCUGGGAAGAUUGGAGAGGCUGGCAGCUCCGGGUCUCCAGGUCAAAGGGGGGUGAAUGGAAAAGACGGAGAGGAAGGCGCUGCUGGUCCUGUCGGCCCAGCUGGAACUGCAGGAAAGAGAGGAGAGCAGGGACCACAGGGACUGCAUGGUUUCCAGGUAAUGGUUUGCCCGGAAUGCCAGGACCACCUGGAGAGUCAGGGGAAACCAGGUGGAGAGGGUCUUGCUGGAGAGGCCGGUACAGGUGGAGCUACAGGUACACGGGGAGAACGAGGCCCCCCAGGAGAGAGAGGUGAAAUCGGGCCCAAUGGGAUGCAAGGAUCCAAAGGUACUCCAGGUGGACCGGGAACAGAUGGGCCAAAGGGCAACCUUGGCUCAAAGGGUUCUGUUGGAGAGGCAGGAGGUCCAGGACUUCAGGGGAUGCCCGGAGAGAGAGGCUUAAACGGACCUUCAGGCCCGAAGGGAGAUGCAGGUUCUGUUGGAGAGGGAGGACUCGAAGGUAAAGCCGGAGCUGACGGUGCACGGGGACUUCCUGGUUCUCUUGGACCUGCUGGUUCCGGUGGACCCAAUGGAGAGAAGGGUGAAACCGGCCCGUCAGGACCGACCGGACGCCGAGGCACCAGAGGAAUCCCUGGUUCUACUGGUGACGUUGGUCCAACUGGUGCCGUUGGUUUCCCUGGUAUUUCUGGUCCUGAUGGUCAACCUGGGGUCAAAGGUGAGACAGGUGAGACAGGCCUGAAGGGAGAGGGAGGAUCACCUGGACCACAGGGGACGGCUGGGAAAUCAGGAGGACAGGGACCUGUUGGUGUGACUGGACUGAAAGGGGGCAGAGGAACGCAGGGUCAAACGGGCUCUCCUGGUUUCCCUGGGCUGCCUGGAGGAGUUGGACCAGCUGGCUCUACUGGUGCUGUCGGGGCAGACGGGCCUAUAGGUCUUCCAGGGAAGAGGGGAACUCCUGGGAUUAUUGGGGAGAACGGAGCUCAUGGACGUCAAGGAGAGAUGGGAACUUCAGGUGCACCGGGCAGCCCCGGAGAGAAGGGAGACUCUGGAGAGGACGGCCCCGGGGGGCUUGAUGGACCUUCAGGACCGGCUGGUGCCGCAGGACAGCGAGGCAUUGUGGGUCAGCCUGGACUGAGAGGAGAGUCCGGCAUGCUGGGACUGCCCGGUCCUGCUGGUCCACCUGGAAAAGCCGGAGCUUCUGGAGUUCAGGGCAGCACAGGGCCUGCUGGUGGAAUCGGUUUUCCAGGAGCCACCGGACCAAAAGGAGACGCCGGCCCUGAGGGUAUCGCUGGAGCAGAGGGGCCUCCUGGGAAGGAUGGUCUUUUAGGGGACAGGGGAGACCGCGGUAACGCUGGUGCAGAGGGUCUGCCUGGAGCUGCAGGGUCUGCAGGAAAUGAGGGUCCUGUGGGAUUGACGGGCGGUCCAGGACAAAGAGGCGACAACGGUGCCAGAGGCUCUCUUGGACCCCAAGGAGCACAUGGAGUACGGGGAAUAGUGGGCCCUCAAGGACCACAGGGGGAGAAUGGAGCAGCUGGAUUACAGGGAGAGAGGGGUCAAAAAGGACACAGAGGUUUCACUGGGCUCGACGGUUUGCCAGGAACAACUGGCGCCACAGGAGAGCCAGGAGCGACGGGUAUUGUUGGACCUGCUGGGCCGAGGGGUCCUCCAGGAGUGGUGGGUCCUCCGGGUAACGAAGGAAACAUCGGUCAUCCUGGACCAAUGGGCGCUCCUGGAAGCAGAGGAUCCAGUGGGGAACUCGGGGCCCAGGGUCCACCUGGUGAUGCCGGACCGUCCGGUCUUCCAGGCCCCCCCGGACCUCCCACGGCAGGUGUGGAAGACCUCUUCGCUGCCCUUUACGAUUACGACGGGCUCGGCGGUGUGCCAGAAGCUGUUGACUUUGUUGAGGACGAUGUGUCUGCCGAUCCUCCUCCUCUUCCUGAGAUCAACAGAGAUGAAGCCCUUCCCAAUAAGAACUCGGCCCUCCUGCGUGCAGACAGCGGAGUCCACGCCACGCUGAAGACCCUCAGCGGACAUCUGCAAAACCUCCGCAGUCCUGAUGGCAGCACGUUGAACCCUGCGAAAACCUGCCAGGACAUCAAGCGGUGCUAUCCUCAGAAGAAGAGCGGCGAGUACUGGAUUGAUCCAAAUCAAGGAAGCACAAAAGAUGCCAUCAAGGUCUUCUGUAAUAUGGAAAGUGGUGAAACCUGCAUCUCCGCCAAUCCGGCUGACCUUCCCCGCAAAGCCUGGUGGACGAAAUCCAUUCCCAGUGCCAACAAACCCGUCUGGUUUGGAGCAGACAUGAACAGCGGAACCAGUUUCCGCUAUGGGAAUGACGAGGAGAAGCCAAAUGCGAUGGCGGUUCAGCUCAAGCUGCUGCAGGUUUUGUCUAAAGAGUCGCACCAGAGCAUCACCUACCACUGCAGGAACAGCGUGGCUUAUAAAGACGAGAAGACCACCAACCUGAAGAAAGCUCUGGUCCUCCGAGGCUCCAACGGCCAGGAGCUGAGAGCACAGGGCAUCAACCGCCUCCGAUACACCGUCAUCGAGGACGGCUGCUCGACAUCAAACGGCGAGUGGAGCAAGACUGUGAUCGAGUACAGGACUCAAACUUCAGCCAGGCUGCCUGUCGUCGACGUGGCCCCCAUGGACAUUGGAAAGCCCGAUCAGGAGUUCGGCCUGGACAUCGGCCCCGUGUGCUUCUCAUAAAACAACGCAAGACGGACAAGAAGCAACCCCUUUUUAAGAGGAGUAACAUCAUCACCAGGAAAAUUAUAGAAUAAGGACUCCUCGUUCUGCGAGCGUACAAGUCGAUGAAGGUUAGAUUCUACACAUGGCUGCAUUUCCCAUAAGCUGUUGAAGUAAGUGUACUUGUGUCUGCCAGCAUGCGAGAGCUGUGUGAUCGGUAGCACGCUGAAAUAAUUUAUUCACCUUUUUAAAUAAAUGUACAAUUUAGAGUACCAGUACUCUACAGGGAAAUGCAUGUGGGCGGUAAAAAUAAAGUCUAAAGGUGCUAAAAUGAAAUCUAAGUUAAAAAAAACAGAGUUUAGAUGGAUUGUAAACUUGCAUAAACUGGAAAAACAGCCAAUAAUAUCAUUGCAUAUCAUUGCAUAAGGUGAAAAUAAAAGGAUUCACACCUUUUCAUUUGGCUUAUUUCCAGCAAAUGCAGGUCCAGAGGCCUGGAUAUGGCAAGAGUUUAAUAUAGCAAUGACUGUAGUUCUUAAUUUUAAUGGAAUAAACAAUGAAAAUCAUGCUUGAACCUAAAUUAUUAAGUUCUGUGCAGGAACUACUUUUACUCUUUCAACAGAAAACCUUUUAUAUCUCCCUUUAAAUCUUCAACUGUAAAUGCAACAUAUGACUGUAAAUUACAAAUUAUUUGUAUGUUGUUGACUAUGGAUGUGGAAUAAAUGUCUUUCUGUGGAUCUUCCCACAAACCAAAGUCAGGAAAGUUGAAUAAACACUCAAGAAAAGCAACAUUUGAGUUUAAACGAGCUCAGAAAUGACAAAGUAAACCAUCUCACCACAAGGGGGAGACAAAGCUUUUCUUUACAGACAUCAGUGAACUGCUUUCACCUGCCAUCCCAAGUGAAUAAGUCAUUAGAUGGACUUUAAAAUGGAAACCUAGCAGUUUAAAACGUGUAAACUUGUGUCUUUAUGAUCAAUUAAAAAAUGUUUACUUUCA